UUUGCUUUUCCAGCUCUGUCCCCUCGUACAAAGGAGUGAAGAAAGAGUGCAGCUGAUAGCAAAUUAAGCUGCAACCCCAAGCUAUCCUCUUCCCUUCAUUCCCAAGCAACCACCUCCAUAACAAAUUAUCCUCCAUCGAUAUCCUCCCCCCCCAACGCUCCUCGAAAUGGCUCUCAGCAACGUCAUCAUGGCUGCCAUCAACUUCAUGGCUAUGCUACUCUCCAUCCCAGUCAUUGCGGCCGGCAUCUGGCUCUCCACAGAUACCGAUAACUCCUGCCUGAAGCUCCUUCAAUGGCCGGUCAUUGCACUGGGCAUCGUGCUUCUUGUCGUGGCCCUCGCUGGCUUUGUGGGCGCCUUCUGGCGCAUCCCAUGGCUCCUCCUCUUCUACCUCGUCGCCAUGCUGGUUCUCAUCCUGCUGCUUGCGAGCUUGGUGAUAUUUAUCUAUGCGGUUACCAAUACUGGGGGAGCCCACCUUGCCCCAAGCAGGGCCUUCUUGGAGUACCGGCUCGAGGACUUCUCGGGAUGGCUUCGACAAAGAGUGGAGGGCUCGCACAAGUGGGAUCGGAUCAAGGCGUGUCUUAGCUCGACUUCUACGUGCGCUGAAUUGAACCAAACUUACAGAGAGGCCCAGGAUUUCUUUAAUGCAAGGCUCAGUCCCUUACAGUCAGGAUGCUGCAAGCCCCCAACACAAUGUGGAUACACGUUCGUGAACCCGACAUAUUGGAUCAGCCCGAUCAGCAUUACAUCCGACAUGGACUGCGUGCUGUGGAGCAACGAUCAGACGCAGCUCUGCUACUCAUGCUCCUCAUGCAAGGCCGGCCUCCUCGCAAACCUUAGGAAGGAAUGGAGGAGGGCAAAUUUGAUCUUGGUGGUUACUCUUGUGGGCCUCGUCUGUGUUUACUUGAUGGGCUGCCAUGCAUUUCGGCAUGCCAAGACCGAUGAGCUUUUCCAACGAUACAAGCAAGGUUACACCUAGUAAAGCACUAUUAAGGGUUCGGGUUGUAUCUUUUGCAUGAAAGAAUGAUUGAUCUUCUUUCGUAACAUCGAUCACUGGAUAGCUCUCCGAAUUAUCUAUUCAUCACCUACAUAUAUCUCAAAGCGAUCGACUAUUGCAUGAUCCAAUGGUGGAUUCGUGUGAAGGAAGGUGCAUCCUUCUUUCACGCGAAAGAUAUAACCCAAGCCUGGUGCAUACGAUACUACGGUAUGGAAGAAGGAUUUUUGGUGGGGCAAUGGUGGUUGUAUGGUGGUGGUGGGGACUGGAUUGUGGUGGGAAGGGAAUAAAGGUGUAAUUCAGCUGGGAGAUAUCGAAAGGAGAUUCCCUGAGAUUGCCGAAAGGUCGAUGUAAAGAGGGUUGUGAAUGUGUUAAAAAAGCAGUCUGAACAUAACGAGGCAUGGAAUAUUUGCUUUGCUUGUUUGAUUAUGACUGGGUUCUUCAGCUGGUGAACUUUAAUCCUUGAGGUCGGAAUGUUUAAUUGCUUUUGCUGUGGCA
This is a messenger RNA of Elaeis guineensis (African oil palm), 1489 nucleotides long. RefSeq names its product protein TORNADO 2. Gene Ontology annotation, biological process: auxin-activated signaling pathway. The record is from RefSeq and is a predicted model, not a curated record. Gene Ontology annotation, cellular component: membrane. NCBI's taxonomy places the organism in Eukaryota, Viridiplantae, Streptophyta, Magnoliopsida, Arecales, Arecaceae.